GGAGGAGAUGCCGCAAUGAGAUGCCCACUUAGUAUUGGGCUGUGGAAGUCCUGUCUCAGCCGCUUCCAUUUUUUGAUCCCUACAGUACAAAGGACACAAAACAGAUUUCUUACGGAGCCGCUUGGAUCACAUUUACUGAGCGGAUACACCUUUCUUCAACAACAGCCUGGUCAGCCCUUAAGAAGAUAUCACUAUAAGGACUCUCGCUCGCUGUGGCAAAGUGAGAUAUUACAAAGUUACUUGAACUCCUUAAUCAAAGAGCACGAAGAACUAAAUGAAAUGCUAAGUCACGUUACAGUGCGAGACGAAGAUCGUAGGACUCUGGGGAAGAGACAUGCUGAACUGUCUGCGCUCACUUCUGUUCUUGAAGAUAUGCAAGCAGCAGAACGAGAAGCCAGAGAGCUGGAGUCUAUGUGUGCGGAUCUAGAAGGCAAGGAGAAGGAAGAGUUACUAGAACUUGCCCUCACAGAAAAGGAUGCAAUGAACCAGAACAUCGAUACAUUACGUGGAAAGCUCUUGCAGAUUCUAGUCCCGCGGGAAAAAUAUGACAUGAGUGAUGCAAUACUGGAAGUGACAUCUGGCAGAACCACCGGAGGUGACAUUUGCCAACAGUUCACCAAAGAGGUUUUUGAAAUGUAUCAAAAUUAUGCUUACUACAAAUCUUGGUGUUUUGAAAUUCUGAAUUACACACCAUCUGAGUACGGUGGGUUGCAUCAUGCAGCUGCACGGAUUUCAGGAGAUGGAGUGUAUAAGCUAUUAAAAUACGAGGGAGGCACUCACAGAGUGCAGAGGAUCCCCGAAGUGGGCCUGUCAUCCCGGAUGCAGAGGAUUCACACGGGGACCAUGGCUGUGAUCGUACUUCCGCAGCCAGACGAAAUAGACAUUAGAAUUGAUCCCAAGGACCUGCGAAUUGACACAUUCAGAGCCAAAGGAGCUGGGGGACAGCAUGUGAACACAACGGACAGUGCUGUGAGGGUCGUUCACAUACCUACAGGCAUUAUUGUGGAAUGUCAGCAAGAGAGAUCGCAGAUUAUAAACAAGGACAAAGCCUUGAGAAUGCUGCAAGCGAAAUUACAUGAACAGACAGUGGAGAAGGAACUGUCUCAGAGACAAAGUGCCAGAAAAUUACAGGUGGGAACCAGAGCCCAGUCUGAUAGAAUUCGCACUUAUAAUUUCACGCAGGACAGAGUGACUGAUCACAGAAUAUCCUAUGAAGCUCGGAAUAUCAAGGAAUUUCUGAGUGGAGAAAAGGUUUUGGAUGAUUUGAUAAACAAAUUACAGGAAUCUGCCGACACGGAAACCUUUCUUGAAGUUAUAGAAAAGUAUACCUUAAAGCUGGGCCGGUGAGAUCCACUUAAAUGCCAUUAAAGCCUAGAGGCCUUGUAAACAAUACAUCUCUGCCACGAUAGCCAUUGACCGACUCUCUGUACCUUGUUUUGUGAGCUCCGUUAAUCAGCAGCUAUGUGACAGGCCGGCGCUGGACAUCCAGCUGGAUUAAACCGAGUCUGAACCGAGCGUGGUGGCGUACUGUGCGGUAACUUAUUAUGAGGUCACUGGAAUAAACUGCGUCUCAGAUCCACCCAUAUAAAUUUAACAUAUUCUAUAGAAUAUUCAGGGCUAACUCAUCAUUUUGCCAAGUAAUGUGCGGUUUAUAAUUGCGUGCAUGGAUGAUUUGGCUCACGUUGAUUACAUUUUUUUUUGAUUUAUCAUGAUAAAUAUGUAUAUAAAUGUAAUAAAGAUGUUUUUCUA
This is a messenger RNA of Spea bombifrons (plains spadefoot toad), 1749 nucleotides long. It is a transcript of the gene MTRF1, whose product is annotated as mitochondrial translation release factor 1. The transcript is spliced from 9 exons. Gene Ontology annotation, molecular function: translation release factor activity. The record is from RefSeq and is a predicted model, not a curated record. Gene Ontology annotation, biological process: translational termination. NCBI's taxonomy places the organism in Eukaryota, Metazoa, Chordata, Amphibia, Anura, Pelobatidae. Bases 16 to 1347 code for a protein of 443 amino acids.